This is a messenger RNA of Episyrphus balteatus (marmalade hoverfly), 3135 nucleotides long. RefSeq names its product glycerol-3-phosphate acyltransferase 1, mitochondrial (gene mino). The coding region runs from base 603 to 3125 and encodes 840 amino acids. NCBI's taxonomy places the organism in Eukaryota, Metazoa, Arthropoda, Insecta, Diptera, Syrphidae. Gene Ontology annotation, cellular component: mitochondrial membrane. The transcript is spliced from 11 exons. The record is from RefSeq and is a predicted model, not a curated record.
AUGAACGUUUAUUGACGAGAGUCGCAAGUGAACAAAAUCACUUUAUAGCAAGUGGUUGGAUUGAUCGGAUCGGUUGAAUUUCAGUGAUCGUCAAUUUUUUUUUUGAAAAAAAAAGAACUUUUUUUAAAGCUCCUAAAAGCAAUCGAUCAUACGAUUUUAUAUUUUUUUUGUUUUUUCUUCUAUUUUUUGUCUUUAUUUUAUAUUUUUUUUUAUUUUGUUCUUAUAAAUGCUUGUCGUUGCAACGUGGAAAAAGAUAGAUACGCCGCGUUGUUAUAGGAUUUGAUUUGCUCUUUCUCUUCUAUCGACUCGAACUGUCGACCUUAUACUGACGGCAUAUAGUAGAAGAAUGCACUUGUUACUUAAUUGCUACCGCAACAGUGAAAUCCACUAUUGAAUUUAAGAUUCAAGUUAGUUGCAAAAAAAAAGUUUUUUUUUUUUCUUAUAAAAUACAAAGUGAGGAAAUACAACAAAAAACAAAACUGUAAAAGAAGAAAGGAGGAGUAGUGCAUUCUGGGAACGGGAACGGGAACGGGCACGGGAAGACCUAUUGAAAACAGUUGUGGUGGCGAAUGACAUGAGCAAGAGCAUAACAUUCAUAUAGCAUGGAUUCGUUAAGUUACUUUUUGCAAAGCGCAGUCGGCUUUUCGGUCGGCUUCUCAUUAUUGGGGGCCGUUGAGGUUGCAUCGGUGGCCUUCAUUGUGUACUAUGUCUACACUAAGACAAGAGCUCCAACAAUAAUCGCUGGACUUUUCCCACAUCUUAAUAUCAACAUAAAUUCAUCAUUUGAUACAUUUAACAAAAUGGGAUAUUUGUCAUCUUUUCUCCCAACAAAUAAUCAGGAUCCAAAACAACAAACGAAUUUAUCACAUGGUUCAGGAACGCAAAAUCUACUGCACAUCACGCCACAUGCCGGCCGGAAGCCCUAUAACUCAAUGUUCGACUGGGGUGUUUAUUUUCCAUUUAUAGCUCAAUCUUUUCGCAUGAAACAAUUUCCGUAUCCACAGGUGUCCGGGCUAGUUUUAAAGGAUCCAAUUCUGCAGCGUGCCAUCAAGCAAGCAAGUGAAGAUGCAUUGAAAGAGGAGAACUCAAAGAAAACACGUCGUAACUCAGAAAGAGUUCUUCCAGUCCCCGAUCCAGAUUCAGAAGAUGACGAAAUAGAAAACCUCGAAUAUCAGAGAAUACUCAAACAACAAGAGAAACGAGGCUAUAAUAUCCUUAUGGAUAUGCGAUCGAGGCUAAAUCAUAUUUUGGUGUCUUUUACAUCUUGGCUGUUGUACAAAUUAUUGCCAUGCUUUUUGUCUGGCGUUGUCACUCAUACCCGCCAAAUAGAAAUGCUUAAAUUGGCUGCCGAGAAGGCGCCAGGCAUUCCUUUGAUUUUCCUGCCAUUGCAUCGGAGUCAUUUGGAUUAUAUCAUGGUGACAUUUAUUUUGGCAAAUAAUGAUAUAAGGUCGCCAUUAGUGGCUGCAGGAAAUAAUCUGCAAAUUCCAGUUUUUGGAGGGUUGCUAAGGGGACUUGGAGCAUUCUUUAUAAAGAGAAAAAUCGAUCCAGUUGUUGGGAAAAAGGAUGUUCUUUAUCGAGCUGUGUUGCAUUUGUAUUUGCAACAUGCACUCAAAAUGGGUCAUAAUGUGGAGUUCUUUAUUGAAGGCGGCCGAACCAGGACUGGAAAGCCAUGUAUGCCAAAGGGUGGAAUCCUAUCAGUUAUUGUAAAUGCUUUUAUGGAUCGCAGUAUUCCGGACGCACUUUUAGUCCCAGUAUCAGUAAACUAUGAACGUCUUGUGGACGGAAAUUUCGUUCGUGAACAACUUGGCCAAAAGAAGAUACCAGAAACAUUUGGUAAAGCUAUGUCAGGCAUAUGGAAGGCUUUGAAUUCGAAAUACGGAUUAAUGCGUAUUGAUUUUAACGAACCAUAUUCCAUCCGAGAACUCGUCCAGAGUUACAAUAAAAUUGCGAAAGAAGAUGGAAAUAUGAAAAUUUAUAAACCAGGUGCAAAAACCUUGCAGCAUAAUCAGUCAACGUCAUCGUUGUACGGCACAGAUGUUGUCUGUGAGGAACAUCGGACGCUAAUUGACAGCAUAUCCAGGCAAGUGGUAUACGAUUGUGCUGCCGCCACAUCAGUUAUGUCAACAAAUGCAUUGGCUUUCUUAUUGCUAAAUCAGUUUAGAAGUGGUGCUCUUGAAACUGACAUUGCUAAGGAACUAGACGCGUUAAGAAAUGUGCUGAAGGGUCGUCGAGAUAUGGGUUUCUCUGGCGAAUCUCUUCAUGUUGUAAGAUAUGCCUGUGAUCUUCUAGGACCCGAUCUUGUAUUGAGAAGCAAAAGGGACCAACAAAACUAUAUUCAACCAAACCCACUCGUACCAAGACUGAUUGAAUUAGCUUACUAUUCAAAUACUCUAACGCCGCAUUUUGCCCUUGAAUCGAUUGUAUUGACAUCCCUCCAUACUCUAUUAAGCGACAAACCAAGUGACGCUGGAAUCUCUCGAAAGCAUUUGCUCGAGGCUAGCCUUGAAAACUGUGGAGUAUAUCGCUACGAAUUUAUUCUCAACAAACCCACGCAAGUGUUGGAUCAACUUCUUGAGUCGACAAUCGAUGAGUUGUUAAACAGAGAACUUAUAAAAGGAAUCGAUACGAAAGAAAUGACAGAAAGUGAUGUCCAAACGCAUCGAAUGGCAAACAACCUAUUGUCUUAUUUGGGUGAAGACGAAUAUGAUGAUUUCGAGCCAUUAGACAAUCAAGAAAAGCCGGAACUUUUCAUCAAUCCAAAUACUCUUCGAGAACAGAAAUACAUUUGUGACAUUUUGGCUCCGUUUGCGCAUUCGUAUUAUGCUGUUGCACAAUCAUUGAAAGUUUUGUACAAAAAUUCAAUGUUGGAAAGUGAAUUUAUUAAAUUCGUUAUCAAAGAUAUCACAGAUAAAGUGAAUGAUGCAAGUUGUCCCUAUGGUGAAAGUAUCUCAACCGAUUCGGUUAGAAAUUGUUUGAAAUUACUCGAGAAAUGGUCAGUUUUGGAGGUUUUCAAUCAACACGGACUGCGAUUGUUAUCGCUUGGACUUUUGUAUGAUUCAUCGUCAGACGGUGUUCAAUGUAUUGUCAAUAGAAUAGGAGCAAUUGUGCCAAAAAUUAAAAUGUAAUUUUAGUUAA